Molecule: messenger RNA, 1593 nt
Organism: Leguminivora glycinivorella
Lineage: Eukaryota; Metazoa; Arthropoda; Insecta; Lepidoptera; Tortricidae
Product: F-box only protein 9
Exons: 11
Coding region: 176-1525 (449 amino acids)
Biological process (GO): SCF-dependent proteasomal ubiquitin-dependent protein catabolic process
Cellular component (GO): SCF ubiquitin ligase complex
Molecular function (GO): protein binding
Source: RefSeq, a predicted model, not a curated record
GACAUGACAUUAGCAGAAGAAAAAUAAUCCCGAAUAGUGGAAUUUUUGACUGUUUUUGCAUGAUAUCCCUCUAUCCAUAACAAUUUAAUUCCAUAUUUAUGCCCGUGGCACUCGCUGCUAAAAUAUUAAUAUCGAUCAACCCUUUAUUUAACGCGAACUCGACGCGACAAGAGACAUGGCAUCCUCGUCAGCCGCUGGUGCAGGCACAAGCACCGACUCCGAUGGAGGGGAGCAGGAGGACCCGUCUUCCUCUUCACUAUUCGAGGUUGCAGAGGCUCUUGAAGACUUGAGCUUGGAUAAUGAUGAUGAUGAUUCUUUGAAUAAGGAGGGCUCAGACGAGUUGGCCGCUUUCCGGCAGCAAUGGCAGCGAGAGCUUGACGCCACACCGUCUCCGCAGCGCGAGCUGGCGAAGCAAGAACCGACGGAGCCACUCACUGAAGAGGACAAGGCCAAGCAACUGUUUCGCGAGGGAGUGGACCUAGAGCGACGUGGAAAGUUGUAUGAGGCCAUACAACACUACAAGCGCGCCAUGCAAAUCCUGCCUGAUGUCGAGACACGGUUGUAUGAGAGCGCUGAGCCACGCGAUAUGCCUGAAGAAGAGUCAGAAGCGGAAGAAGUGGUCCGCGUGGAGACGGAAGCCGACGAUGACGAAGACUUCAUAGAAGGCGAGGAUCUACUGACAAGACUACAGCGGCUGCAAGCGCGGAAGGGAGUGCUCUGCGAACCGGAACUCGCUAUACGGGGUGCACACAUUUCCUGGCUGCCCUACGAAGUAAUCUUACUCAUCAUGCGCUGGGUGGUGAGCUCAGAGUUGGACGCAGCGUCCCUGGAGCGACUGGCCGCGUCCUGUCGAGGCCUCUACGUAGCGGCCCGGGACAUUGACCUCUGGCGGGCAAUGUGUGUCAAGACAUGGGGCAUAGACUGCGGCGCGCCUCGCGCCCACGGCUGUUCCUCCUGGCGUCACAUGUACAUACAACGACCGCGUAUACUCUUACACGGUUGUUACAUUAGCAAGACGACAUAUUUGCGCCAUGGAGAGAACUCCUUUCAAGACCAGUUUUAUCGGCCGUGGUACCUGAUUGACUACUAUAGAUAUCUCAGGUUCUUCUCAGACGGUGUAGUCUUAAUGUGGACGACCCCUGACGAGCCGGUGGCCUGUGUGUCUCAGCUGAAGAGCCGGCACCGGCUGGCGGCCGGCGCGUUGCCGGGACACUACAGACUUGUUGGAGACAAGGUUGUGAUCGUAGUAAAGAAAAGUAACGACAAGAAAUCCGCACAGACCACUAAUACGCGAUUCCGCUCGCGGCGAAAGGAGACUCACGAGCAUCAUGACACUAUUUACCACUUGGAGCUCCAACUCCGUCCAGUCCGCAACCGCAACAACUGGCAGCUGCAGUGGCGUGGCUACCGCGUGUCCACGCGCAAGGAACAGUGGACGCAGUUCGAGCUCUCGCCCGCCAAGUUCCCGCCGUUCGCCUUCUCGAGGGUCCGCGCCUACACCGCCGACACUUUUGCGCCGCUGUGAGUCACUAUUUAAAAGUAAUUGCCACGCCAACCGGGCCAGCUCGUGUCAUACGGAUUAUCAACAGUUCG